Molecule: messenger RNA, 1059 nt
Organism: Nematolebias whitei (Rio pearlfish)
Lineage: Eukaryota; Metazoa; Chordata; Actinopteri; Cyprinodontiformes; Rivulidae
Gene: pax4
Product: paired box 4
Exons: 7
Biological process (GO): anatomical structure development; regulation of transcription by RNA polymerase II
Molecular function (GO): DNA-binding transcription factor activity, RNA polymerase II-specific; RNA polymerase II cis-regulatory region sequence-specific DNA binding
Source: RefSeq, a predicted model, not a curated record
AUGCGCGGAACCAGCAAGGACCUGCACACCAAAGGUGUCGGCAGCGUGAACCAGCUCGGAGGGAUGUUCCUCAACGGAAGACCUCUCCCUGAGUCCAAGAGACGGGACAUGAUCCAGCUGGCCUCGGAGGGAGUCCGUCCGAGUCACAUCUCCAGGAUUCUGCGGGUGUCCAACGGGUGUGUCAGUAAGAUCCUGGGCCGCUACCGGAGUACGGGACUUGUGGAGCCAAAAACUAUUGGAGGGAGCCGGCCCCGACUUCUCACCCCCGGGGUCAUCUCCACCAUCAUCCAGUGCAAAAGAGAACACCCAACUAUAUUUGCGUGGGAAAUACGCCAACGUCUUGCACUGGCACGGAUACGCAAAGUCCCCAGCGUUUCAUCCAUAAAUCGGAUUUUGAGAAAAAUCCACUUGGAUCAUGGGCCGCUGUGCAUGGAGAUGAACUCCCAUGCGAGGAAUGAGAGACGUGAGUCUGACAACAAUAAAUUCAUUUGAUCACCUUCUCUGAAAUAAACACAUCAUCUAUCACGUCUGUUUGGCCUCACAGAUUCAUAUUCUCUGGAACAAGAAACGCUGCCGGAUGAGCAGAAAUCUAAAGGUGCUCAUCAAAGAAACCGCACCGCCUUCACCCCUGAGCAGAGGAGGGUCCUGGAGCAAGAAUUCUUACAAAGCAAGUACGCUGAUCUGUACACAAGAGAGAAACUGUCUGCUAAAACUAAACUCCCUGAAGACACCAUCAAGGUCUGGUUUUCAAACAGGAGGGCUAAAUGGAGGAGAGAAACCAAGCAGACGAGCAGCGCACACAUUCCCCAUCACCUGAGUGACAUGUUGCCACACACCCUGGACAAGUUCCCACAGGAUGUCCACAGAGACUCCUUCCUGUUUCCACCGGUUUACCGUCACCCAAACAUGAGGACGGCCCUCCCUUUAACAUCUGAGCCCACCAGAGCCCACUGCUUGGAGCCUCAGCUGUGGGCCCAGCAGAGAACGCCAUUCAUUUGGAACCCGUUUCAAACGAACGAGAAGUUUCUGUCCACUCAGGAUGUGAAUCUGCAACUCUGA